Messenger RNA from Triplophysa dalaica, 2992 nucleotides. RefSeq names its product cabz01093075.1 (gene ccr8.2). The record is from RefSeq and is a predicted model, not a curated record. Gene Ontology annotation, cellular component: membrane. Gene Ontology annotation, molecular function: chemokine receptor activity. Gene Ontology annotation, biological process: immune response; G protein-coupled receptor signaling pathway; chemotaxis. The transcript is spliced from 4 exons. Lineage: Eukaryota; Metazoa; Chordata; Actinopteri; Cypriniformes; Nemacheilidae. The coding region runs from base 157 to 1329 and encodes 390 amino acids.
CACAAACCAAUGCCCUUACAGAAAAAAAGAGAAUCUAUAUUAGAUCUUAUUUAUCUCAACCGAUCUCAUAUCAUGCAAUCUCAUCUGUUCUUCUUGUCUUGGAAGAUCAGAGGGCAAUUCCCAAAUUGAUCACAUUUGUUUUCAAAUCCUCUGAAAAUGAAUUCUACUGUUUCAGAGCUGGGGACCACUGCACAGUCUUCUUGGACAGGCAUGAUAUCCAUUAGUACCUCACAGGUGUAUGAUCAAACAUCUUACAGACCAGUUAUUGAUGGUUCAAACACAUCUCCAAUCUAUGAUUACAAAGAUUACUACAGUGAAGCUGUUGAUCCAUCUGAGUAUUCUCCCUGUGGUUAUGGCAGUCAUGCAUCCAGCAUCCUACCUGUGUUAUACUCUCUGUUUUUCAUGGUGGGAAUGCCGGGUAACUUGGUGGUGGUCUGGGUGAUCAUGAUGAGUGUGAAGCUGAGAAGCAUGACUGACAUCUGUCUUCUGAACCUGGCUUUAGCUGACCUGCUGCUGGUCUCCUCUCUCCCUUUCCUGGCACACUAUGCUAGAGAUCAGUGGAUCUUUGGACGUGCCAUGUGCACCAUGGUGUUAAGUGUCUACCACAUUGGGUUCUACAGUGGGAUAUUCUUCAUUGUACUGAUGGGCAUCGAUCGAUAUUUAGCUGUUGUUCAUGCUGUGUUCUCUUUGAGAGUCAGAACAAGGAGAUAUGGAAUUUUAGCCAGUGCGGUCAUCUGGAUCAUGGCGAUUGCAGCUUCAUUUCCUGAGCUGAUCCACCUUAAUAUCAGUAAAUACAAAAAUCAAACCCUUUGUAAAUCAUAUCCAACAAGUGACAGUGAGGAUCAUCUAUUUUUAAGGACUUUUGGUAUUAUUAAAAUGAAUGUUCUGGGAUUAUUUAUUCCACUUGUUGUCAUUGGAUUUUGUUACUCAAUGAUACUAAACAGACUCCUGAGAGCUCGCUCUUCCAGAAAACAGGCCAUGCGGCUUGUCAUUAUAGUGAUGGUGGUCUUUUUCUGGUGUUGGACUCCAUAUAAUGUUGCAGCUUUUGUGAAAGCUUUGGAGGUGAAUAAAUUUAUAGAUUCAUCAUGUGAAAGCAGCAAGACAAUCACUUUAAGUCUCCAGAUCACAGAAGCUGUGUCGUACUCACAUAGCUGCCUGAAUCCCAUUCUCUACGUGUUUGCAGGAGAGAAAUUUAGGAGGCACCUUUUCCGACUCCUGAAUAAAACCCCCUUUAGCAGAUUACAGUUCAUGAAGAGCUAUCUUACACAAGCCACAGGAUCUUUUUAUUCACAGACCACCAGCGUGGAUGACAGGUCUACUGCAGUGUGAAUAGAGGGAAUUAAUUGUGGUAGGAAACAUGGACAAGGAACCAUCAAAACAAUUCUAUGGAACACAGAAAUGGCAGCUGAUGUGCCCUUUUCCUAUAAUGUAGCAGUUCUUUACCCUGGUCCUCGCGAUCCCCCUCUCUGCACAUUUUGCAUAUCGUUCUUGUUUAAUACACCUGAUUCAAAUCCCAAGUUCAUGACAAGAGCUAAUGUACUAACUAUUCUUCGAUUGCCAGUGUCCCUAGACAGUGCUCAUUGCUCUCUAGUCCUGCACACAGGAAAUCAGCUGAAGUUUAAGAGCAGCAUUUUCACACACAAACCUCACUAAGGGUUAAUUGACUGUAAUCAUGAGAUUUGCAUGCGUCUUGUGCACUUUAAUGCCCUUUGAAUCUUACGUAGGCCUACACUCCUUACAAAGUGGAAUCAUGGCAGAAUAUAAAUUGAUGUUUACUUCGCAGGGCACUUAUGGUCGUAUAGAACAAACCUCUGAAAGAAAUAAAAAAACAGACAAAAUAUGCAGAGCGGGUGUCGCGAGGACCGGAUUAAGAACUUCUGCUAUAUUGACUAUAGUUACAGUAUUAACUUUAAAAUGUUAGAUCACGGGCAGGUUUUUCAUUAGUAACAUCUGUAAUUGUUUGUAUUUAAUUUUAAUUAGACCACUUAUGUGUGCUUUUAUUUUUAGUUGUUUUCCAGCAAUGCAUAUGUACAUCAUUUUGUGAUGGGAUUGUGUUGGUUCUGUUUUUGUACUAUAUAUCUUCUAGAACUGUAUUUACUUGUCACAAUACGGUGAACAAAACUUGUUUCAAUAAUGCAUAUACUAACUAGAUAAACCAUUUUUUAUAAACAAAACAAAUACUUCCGGGAAAAACAAAUCCUCACUUUGGAAUUAUAAAGUCUGACAUUUUUGUCAAAAUUGAAUUUUUCACAUGUUCACACAUAACGUGUAUUAAUAUUUUUUCUUUACAUUGUGUACAUUUGGGGCAAACCCAUCAUAUUUCACAACCCAUCACAUCACAAACCCAUCAUAUUUUGAAAACGGUUUUAUCUUCAGAGUCUGCAAAAUGCAAAAACUUCACUAUCUCAAAGUUGCUCUGAAUGUAGAUAGAACCUUAUCUUUCCAAAGUGACGAUAUAUAAGUGUGUGACCAAAGUAUUUAUUGUGAUUUAACUUUCUUACAGGUUGAAAGUUUAAAACGCUUUACUGAAAUGUUUAAAAGUGUUUGUUCUGAAGGUUUAGGCUAAAAUGUCUAAAAACAGUUUCAUGGACAUGCAGCACAAAUGUUUUAGUCAUUACAAAACUACAAUUUUCUUUAAUAUUUUUUUAAUUAAUGACUGACCGAAUAAUGUAGAAAGAUCAGCCAAUAAAAUCUCGGAAUAGAUGGUAACUCCUUUAAUAUUGUAUAAAAGCAUCUCAGGGUGAGACUGCUGCUUGAUACAAUGACAAGAUUUCUGCAAAUUCUAUUAAAAAACGAGUUUUUACCAAUUGUUUUAAUUUUUAAGUCACAAUAUAACUUUAAUAAAUCCCUUUGUGUUAUUCCACGGUUUUGAUGAGCUUACUAAAAUGUAAAAAAAAAAAGGAAGCGAGUGUUCUGAAACUUUUCACUGGUAGUGUAUAUGUUUGUUUUCAUGUGGGGGAACAAAAGGUUUUCUCGUGGAUUUUUGUAUGUA